Drosophila hydei is the source of this 1161-nucleotide messenger RNA. RefSeq names its product gustatory receptor for bitter taste 22e-like. Gene Ontology annotation, biological process: sensory perception of taste. Gene Ontology annotation, molecular function: sweet taste receptor activity. The record is from RefSeq and is a predicted model, not a curated record. The transcript has 2 exons. Gene Ontology annotation, cellular component: neuronal cell body; dendrite; membrane. Lineage: Eukaryota; Metazoa; Arthropoda; Insecta; Diptera; Drosophilidae. The coding region runs from base 1 to 1161 and encodes 386 amino acids.
AUGUGGCAAGCGCGUCGCACUUGGCGUCACAAGUUGGCUCGGUUUAAUCUAUGGGCGACGCUCUAUGGUUCCUGGGCUCUGGGUCUGUUCCCGUUCGUCUAUGUGAGGAGCAGCAACAGACUGCGACGCUCGAAGUGGCUGAUUGGAUAUGGAAUUGUCAUGAAUCUUGGACUUGUUCUGAUCUCCUUUCGCUAUCACGAGGAUACGGAAGUCAGUGAUAUGGUCGAGAUAUAUCAGCGUAAUGCUCUAGCCAAGCAAAUCACUCAGAUACAAGUUUACCUUAUUUUAACCACGAUUUUCGUCACGCUCUUCCGCAACUGGUGGGUCAGCGAGGAGCUUGGAAAUAUUUUGAAUACUCUGCUUCAACUAUACGAGCAUCGACUUCAAGUUGAUCGAGAAUCGUUGGAUUGUUCGAGCUUCGAUAAAUAUGUUAUCUAUAAGAGCCUAUCGAUCUGGCUGGAGCUCAUCUCCUUGUUGUGCCUCAAACUGGGAUUUAAUACGCCAAUCAGCUACAAAUUGUUCCUGGUCCUGGCGGCUUUCAUGGCCAUUCAACUGAGUAUCCUGCUGCUGGGCAUGCAUUUCAAUCUGGCUGUGCUCUUUAUAUAUCGCUCGAUUUGGCUCAUAAAUCGGGAAUUAGUGAUGCUGGCCAAGCAAAAGCAGCGCCAAUUUAGACGCAUUCACGAUCUUCAUGGCACCUACAGUCGUCUCUUAGCGCUCAGCACUCGAUUGUCCUCCAUUUACAGCUAUCAAAUGAUCUUGUUCAUGUUGUGCCUGCUGAGCGUGAAUGUCCUGUCCCCAUUCUACAUGAUUGUCUAUAGCAUUAGUUUGAAGAAGACCUUGACUUUCCUCCUGAUCCUCAACUUUGGCCAAGGACUCGCUAUUAACAUUCUCGACUUUUGGAUAAAUAUCGCCGUCUGCGAACUGACAGAGCGCGCAGCCGACACGACCUCAACAACUCUAAGGCUCUUUAAUAAUACAGCUAACGACGAGGUUUGGCUAGAUCGCAGCAUCAAUAACUUUGCAUUAUUUUGCGCCCAUCGACGGCUCAGAUUUACUCACUGCGGCUUGCUGCGUAUAAACAAUGCCAUGGGCUUUCGCAUGAUCGUCACUUCUGUGCUUUAUAUUCUCUAUUUAGUGCAGUUUGAUUUCAUGAAUUUGUAA